ACGAUCGCAGCAGAGGUGACACACACUUUACCAACACAACUUACUUUGUGGAACGAAAAAUUAUUUAUGAUAGAAUUUCUGAUCGCGAGUGUAACAUUUAUUGAAACAUUACUUACAGUAAAUUGAGUUGGCCCAAACUGACCAUAUAAACGGAUCCAGUAUCGGAUCGGGAUUUGUGUGAUCGAUUCCAGUUGGUGAACAUCUCCUCCAAAAACCGGACAGGAAAAUAACUAACAGCCGCACCAAUAAUUCGUAGGAGGAAACAAGAAACGACAGAAUACACAUAGCCUGUGCGUUCGGCCGAGUGAAAAUUAAACAUGCCGCAAACACCGAUCAAUUCUUUGGAUGAGCAGGACAAACUGCUCAACGAUGCCAGUACUGUGGUUCGUGCCCAAGCGUUUCAGAUGAAACGUUUUCUGGACAAGAACCGCCUGAUGGAAGCAAUGCGAUGUGCCUCGACGAUGUUGGGCGAAUUGCGUACUUCGCUACUUUCGCCGAAGAGUUAUUACGAGCUGUACAUCGCCAUCACGGAUGAGUUACGGCAUUUCGAGCAUUACUUGUUGGAUGAGUUUCAGAAGGGACGCAAGGUUCCAGAUCUGUACGAACAUGUGCAAUACGCCGGAAACAUCGUGCCGCGGCUGUAUCUGUUGAUUACGGUCGGAUUGGUUUAUAUAAAAACAAAUUCGUCAUUGAAAAGAAGCAUUUUGAAGGAUCUGGUCGAGAUGUGUCGUGGAGUUCAGCAUCCCCUUCGUGGGUUGUUUCUACGCAACUACUUACUUCAGUGCACCCGGAAUAUUCUUCCGGACACUUUGAGUAACACCGAUGAGAAUGAAGGAAUUGUCAUCGAUGCGAUUGACUUUGUUCUCACCAACUUCGCGGAGAUGAACAAACUGUGGGUGAGAAUUCAGCAUCAGGGUCAUUCCAGUGAACGGUCGCGUCGUGAAAAGGAACGUGAAGAAUUGAAGAUUCUGGUUGGAACCAAUCUGGUUCGAUUGUCCCAGUUGGAAUCGGCCAGUCUGGAGAUCUAUCAACGACUUAUUCUGCCGGGAAUUUUGGAACAGGUCGUAAGCUGUCGCGAUGCCAUAGCCCAGGAAUAUUUAAUGGAGUGCAUCAUACAGGUUUUCCCGGAUGAGUUCCAUCUGCAAACGUUGGAUCCCUUUCUGAAAUCAUGCGCCCAGUUGCAGUCCGGUGUGAACGUUAAGAACAUCAUCAUUUCCUUGAUCGACCGGUUGGCAUUGUAUAAUCAACGGAACGAAAAAGUGACGCAAACAACUUCCGGCACCGAGGUUAUUUCGGCUAUUCCCUCGGAUGUGCAGCUGUUUGAGGUUUUCAGUACCCAAAUUGCGUACAUCGUUCAACUGAGAACCGAUAUGCCACUGGAAGAUACGGUUUCGCUGCAGGUGGCACUCGUCACCCUUGCCCAGAAAGUCUAUCCGGAUCGGGUUGAUUACGUGGACAAAGUUUUGGAAACGACGGCACAGAUUCUCGAUCGGCUCAACAUAAACAGCAUUUCACAUCACAUUUCGGUGAAUCAGGAAUUGUCCCGUUUGCUGCGACUGUGCGUGGACUUCUACAACAACGUGUUGACCAUCUUCCAGUUGCAGUACUUCACACCGUUGCUGGAGAAAUUCGAUUACACCUCCCGGAAGGCCCUCUCGCUGUACAUCGUCAUGAAUGUGCUGGAGAACGAAACGCUAAUUCCAUCGGCCGAACACACCGAUAGCGUUCUGACGAUGCUGUCUCCGUUGAUUCGAGACCAGGACGAUCAACCGGCCGAUAAAGUUGACCUGGAAGAUUUUGCCGAAGAGCAAGGCAUUGUCGGUCGGUUUGUGCACUUGCUCCGAUCGGACGAUCCGGAUACGCAGUAUAAAAUCCUGACCGCUGCUAGGAAACAUUUCGGAUUGGGUGGUCAUCAGCGGAUACGAUUCGUGCUGCCACCGUUGGUAUUUCAAGCUUACCAGUUGGCUUACAAGUAUAAAUCGAUUGCCGCCGAAGACGAGAUGUGGGAUAAAAAAUGCCAGAAGAUACUGCAGUUCUGUCACAGUACGAUUGCUGUGCUGGCUAAAUCCGAACUUCCGGAGCUGGCACUGCGAUUGUAUCUGCAGGGGGCACUUUGCAUCGGACAGAUUGCCUACACAAACCACGAAACUGUGGCGUAUGAUUUUAUGACACAGGCAUUUUCCUUGUACGAGGACGAAAUUUCCGACUCUAAGUCGCAGUUUGCAGCCAUUACCCUAAUAGUUUCUACCGUCGAACAAAUGGCGUGCUUUUCCGAGGAGAACGCGGAACCUCUGCGCACCAACUGUGCUCUGGCGGCUUCGAAAUUACUGAAGAAACCUGACCAGUGUCGAGCGGUGGUCACCUGUGCCAGUCUUUUCUGGAGUGGAAAACAAAACGGCCAGGAACUACGCGAUGAAAAGCGUACGCUGGAGUGUCUCAAGAAGGCCGCCAAAAUUGCCUCUCAGUGUCUGGAUGUUGGCGUUCAAGUACAGCUGUACGUUGAACUUCUGAACCACUAUUUGUUCUACUACCAACGCGGCAAUACUCAGAUUACAGUAUCGAUGCUCAACCAGCUGAUUGCUAAAAUCAACGAAGAGCUGCCCAAUCUGGAACCGACGGAGGAAACCAAACAGAUAGAGAUGCAUUAUCAGAAUACCUUGACCCAUAUUCGAAGUAGAAUGGAAUCCACCGACAGCAGUCUGGAGGUUUCGUUCGCCGGAAUCUCACUGAAUUGAAAUGUGAACCGAUGAACCGGGCUAUCGGAGGAGUUUGAUUUAUUUAAAUUCAUCGUUCUUUCUUCUGAUCGGCUCGCUGAGUCGAGAUGAUAAGUUCUGAAUGUGAAUGUUUUUAGCCUCCAAUUUAAAUGCGGUCGGUUCGGUUGUUAGGAAACAACUUUCAAUUAUAGAGCGCAAGAUAGGCGGGCAAGAAUGGCAAAGUUCAACAACAUGUAAAACAUACUGAAGAGACUAGACGCUAGUGCUUGGAUAUUCAAUAUUUGGAAAAAUUAUACAUAAUAUCGAAUGUAGAUUAUGAGUAGUUACAUAAUAAAUAUCGAAUGUAUGGUAAAUUCAAUAAAUGUAAUUUAUGAAGAUAA
Malaya genurostris is the source of this 3094-nucleotide messenger RNA. RefSeq names its product vacuolar protein sorting-associated protein 35 (gene Vps35). The transcript is spliced from 6 exons. Gene Ontology annotation, biological process: intracellular protein transport; retrograde transport, endosome to Golgi. Gene Ontology annotation, cellular component: retromer complex; late endosome; retromer, cargo-selective complex. The record is from RefSeq and is a predicted model, not a curated record. NCBI's taxonomy places the organism in Eukaryota, Metazoa, Arthropoda, Insecta, Diptera, Culicidae. The coding region runs from base 318 to 2735 and encodes 805 amino acids.